This is a messenger RNA of Acanthoscelides obtectus, 8013 nucleotides long. The record is from the annotation of a GenBank genome assembly. NCBI's taxonomy places the organism in Eukaryota, Metazoa, Arthropoda, Insecta, Coleoptera, Chrysomelidae.
AAACAACCCAUACCUCUGUAGUUCCAUCACAGUGGUCCAGCCAGUUAGUUUCUAGAACCAACUGUCCAGCUUUCAGACUUGGCUGUUAGAAGCAAGUUGAAGGUAAACAAUAUAAGCAGUAUAACCACACAACCAACACUGUCAGGGACGUGAAACGUAAUGGAGGCGUAAUAAGUGACUGGCCAAGUGUGUCUGAGCUUGAACGGACAUCACGUGACAAGCCUACCGGAACCAAAUGAACUUGGCCUCAUCCUAUCUAGACGGUUCAGCAGUCUACGGAAACACCGACCAACAAGUAGAAAAAUUAAGAACCUACGACGCUGGAUUGGUAAACGUAUCUGCCUGCUCAGCUUGUCAAACGAAUGCGCUAUACUCCGCCAUUUUGAAGGAGCACAACAGAAUCGCGGUGAAUUUGGGGCAGCUGAACAGGCAUUGGUCGGACGAGAGACUGUUUCUGGAGAGCAAGAGGGUUGUCACUGCUGAGAUCCAGCAUAUUACUUACAAUGAGUAUCUUCCCAUAGUGCUUGGCGAGGAAGCCAUCGUAGACACUGAACUGGAACUGAAGACACAUGGCAGAUUUUCAAAAUACUCCAGUGCGAAAAGAGGAGGUGUUUACAAUGAGGUUGGGAUGACUGCACUUCCCGCGUUACUUUCUAUGUUACCCACCAACAUUAUGAACGAAACUGUAGAAUCCUUCGCCGAAAUGGUAGACCUCCUGAUAACAAACGCCGCCCAAACACCCAGUAUGCACUUCUCGGUGUCUCUGCGCUCCGACUGGGACACUGCAUCUCUAUUUGUCCAUAUGGGCAGAGACCAUGGCAUCCCAUCAUACAUUCGCGUGGUACAAAACUGUACCAACACCACAACCAAUGGCAAGGUUUCCUUCGAUGAUAUGAAGAAAAGUGGUAUCAAGGAUGAAUACAUCAAAGCCUUGAAGUAUCUGUAUAGAGAUCCUAGGGAUAUUGAUCUUCUGGUGGGAGGAUUACUGGAAACCCCCAUUCCUGGGUCGCUGGUUGGACCAACGUUCAAUUGUCUUUUGAAGCAGCAGUUUCAACUAUUGAAGGAGACGGAUAGAUUCUGGUACGAAAACGAUCUACCACCAAGCUCUCUCACAACCACCCAACUGAAGGAGAUCAAAAAGAUAACAACAGCAGGCCUACUUUGCUCCAACACUGAAGACAUGGAUAGAAUUCAACCGAAGGGGUUCGUGCAAGAGGACACCUAUCUGAACGCCAAAAUAUCAUGCGACCAGCACCCGUUGCCACAACUGACUGAGUGGGUAGAAAUGGACCACAUGACGGAUUUGUCUGAGGACAUCCUCAUGGAUGCUAUAUCGAAAGCUGAACAUGAUCUGUUAGAACGAAGGAAGAUGGAGUUCAGGGUUUGGAGUACAGUUGGUGGUGUAAACCCAAAAUCACCUCAAGGUGUGGCUGCUUCCUUCAGCAAGGCCAACAAAAAUGCACUAAAACUCGCCAACACAUCGCUGCUCUUUGAAUUUGCCUCUAACGAGAUAGUCAACAGUCUGUUACAUAGAAGAAGGAAGAGGCAGUUAUUUGAUGAUAAUAUUGUCGCAUCCAUCUUCAGGGAUGAGUUGUCUGACACACUUCAACAGGUGGACCUAGGAUCGCUGAUUCCUCAACAGGCUUUCGAUGUCGACCUGCAGUGCGAUGAUACAGGCCCCUGCGAUCCAUCUUCGCCUUUCAGAACUUACACUGGAUAUUGUAACAAUUUAAGGAAUCCUAAUUAUGGAAAAAGUCUCACUACGUUUACUCGACUGCUGCCCAGCGUCUACGAUGAUGGAGUGUCAAAACCGCGAUCGAUCGGCGUCACUGGUGUUCCUCUACCAAAUCCAAGGGUGGUUUCUCGAGUGAUACAUCCUGAUAUCAGCAACCUACAUAGCAGAUACACGUUGAUGACCAUGCAAUGGGCGCAAUUCUUAGACCACGAUCUUACUAUGACACCAAUCCAUAAAGGUUUCCAUGAGUCCAUUCCUAACUGCAGGGAUUGUGAUAGUCCCAGAUCAGUACAUCCAGAAUGUAAUCCCAUUCCGAUCCCACCUGGAGACCAUUACUAUCCUGAGGUCAACAUCACAUCAGGUGGACGUAUGUGUUUCCCCUUCAUGAGAUCAUUACCUGGACAGCAGCGGCUUGGCCCAAGGGAACAGGUGAAUCAAAAUACAGCCUUCCUGGACGGAUCGCAAAUCUACGGUGAAAAUCAUUGCGUAUUACGUGAUUUGAAAGGUCAAUUUGGUAAAAUGAACGCCACAGCUCAUCCAGUUAGAGGAAAGGAACUUCUGCCCCUUACUGACAAGCAUCCAGAGUGCAAAAGUAAAUCAGGACACUGCUUCGUUGCAGGUGACGGCAGAGCUUCCGAACAGCCAGGUCUAACAGCGAUUCAUACAAUAUUUAUGAGGGAACACAACAGAAUAUCCGACACUUUACGUAUGAUUAACCCGCACUGGAAUGAAGACAAGGUCUUCGAACAUGCUAGAAGAAUAGUCAUAGCUGUGAAUCAGCAUAUAACUUACAAUGAGUUUCUUCCUAGGAUAUUAGGUUGGAACGCGAUGAACCUCUACGGCCUGAAACUACAUCCUCAUGGCUACUACAAAGAGUACAAUCCCACAUGCAACCCUUCCAUAGUAAAUGAAUUUGCAUGUGCGGCAUUUAGAAUUGGGCAUUCGCUAUUGAGGCCGCAUAUUCCACGACUCAGCCAUACAUAUCAGAUCAUCGAGCCACCUCUUCUACUUAGGGAUGGCUUUUUCAAGACCGACAUCAUGAUGAGAGAGCAUAUGGUCGACGAAAUUGCACGAGGGCUAGUGUCCACACCGAUGGAGACACUUGAUCAGUUCAUUACUGGUGAGGUGACGAACCAUCUAUUCGAAGAUCGCAGGAUUCCAUUUUCUGGAGUAGAUCUCAUAUCCUUGAACAUUCAACGUGCCAGAGACCACGGUGUACCCUCUUACAAUAACUAUAGAGCUCUGUGUAACCUGAAGAGAGCAACUAGUUUCGAAGAUCUGGCCAGAGAGAUACCUCCAGAGGUCAUUGCUAGACUGAAACGGAUUUAUGCUACCGUGGACGACAUUGACCUCUUUCCUGGUGGUAUGAGCGAGAGACCUCUACAAGGAGGUCUGAUUGGACCUACGUUUGGAUGCAUCAUAGCUAUUCAAUUCAGGCAGUUGAGAAAAUGCGACAGAUUUUGGUAUGAAAACGAGGAUCCUGUAGUACGAUUUACGGAAGCACAACUGGCUGAAAUGAGAAAAAUUACACUAGCUAAAGUAUUGUGCGACAACAUGGACAUAGAAGGUGAAAUGCAAAGAGCAGGAUUCGAUCUGCCAUCAAAUUUCCUUAACCCUAGAGUUCCUUGCCGAUCGCUACCCUCUAUCAACUUGAAUGCUUGGAAGGAGCAAAGCCACGGUGAAGGUUGUAUUAUUGGGGACAAACAAGUACAAGUCGGAGCGUCAGCAUUCCCCAGUCCUUGCACAAGUUGUGUAUGCACACAAGAAGGGGGUAACUGUGCAUCUCUCCGCAUCACAGACUGCAGACAACUGCUUCGCGAGUGGUCGAAAGACGCUAUCCUUCAUGACGAAGUGUGUACUGCCCAGUGCGGUUUCCUCCUUAGGGGUCCUCCAGCACCAUUCUCUGCCGUAGGGGGUCUGAGUCCGCCCCCUCCACAACACCACACGAGGAGCACCAGGGGCGGCCGGCCGCCUAGGGGUCACCACCAGGGUGUUGGGAAUGUAGGGGGAUACGACCCCUUCGCUGGAUUUAAGUUCCCGGAUUUGACGCCGUAUAUUGCAAAGUGAUGUCAAGGUGUAGGACGAUCCAUAAUGCGUUAGUACCGCAAGAACUAGCAAUGUAUGAUGCUACGUGAUUCUGAUCCGAUGGAUUAGGUCCGAAAGAUCUCAUUCUUGGAUGUUUGAUACUAUUGUAAAGUAAAUACCCGUAAAUCUAGAUUUACAUGUAUCUGCAGACAUUGCUAGCUCUGCAUGCAUAAGAGCAAAAAGCAAUGCUUUCCAGUCACACAUCAAAGUAUACGGAGGUUAAGAAACAUAAUAACAGAGAUUUAGCUUAACUCAAAAGUGAAUGUUCUUUAACGUUAUUUAACAGCCUGUUUGGAGGAGUAUCAUUGAUACUUAUCAUGUGUAUAGAGAUGACUGAAAGAUGUUAUCAAUUCUUUUGUCAAAAAUGCAUCUUUUGUGCAUUUUGUAUGCAUUUUUUGUUCAAUCGUAACAAGUUAACACAGCUCUGAAAUUGUAUGUGUGCACUACACUUUUUCGUGGAAUUGAGCGAGUGGUUCAUUUUUUCUUACUAAUUUUGUUCUCCAUAAAAUCUUUACUUUUCUUAAAAACUGAAUUUGCUGCAAAACGAGUUUUCAUAAAGGCAAAGAUUUUUUAAAUAAAAAUAAAACUCAAGAAAAGUAAUUACCCGCUCAAUAUAAAAGUGGAAUAUUCAUACGCAAUUUUAGAGCUGUACUAUUACAAGUUACCAUUAAAGAAAAAUUACACAAUAUAAUGCAUUUUUUUACGAAAAAGUGGAUAACAUUAUUUUUUAGUCAUCUCUUUACACACCAUGAAAUAAUCAGAUGAACUGUAGUGAGAAUACUCCUAUAAACAGGCAGUUGAACCAGAAGGGUGGUGUUGCUUUAGGUAACUGGGCAAAGUACAUAGUACAUUAAAUCUAUGUUAGAAGAACUACAGUGGUUGAAUAUAAAAAAAAACAUAGAAUAUUUAGUUUUCAUUUCAUUUGAAUAUUCAAAUUAAAAAAUCAUUAAUUACAACCACAUUCAGAGAACGUCACAAAAUUAAUUAUCAUAACUACGAAACUAGACGCAGUAUAGAUUUUCAUCUGCAAAAUUGUAUUAGAAGCAUAACUAGCAAGUCUGUAUUUCAAAAAGGAGUAUCUGAAUUUAAUAAAUUGAAUAAUGAUAUUAAACAGUGUUCGAAUUUAAAAAUUAAGGUAAAAUUAAAAAAUCACUUUAUCAAUACUCAAAAUGCAUAGUGGUAUAAUUUUAAUAGACAAGAAUGGAAACUUACAGAAAAUGGGUUAAAAAAUGUGUAAACGAAUAAUCAUACCAAAUUGAAUUUUCAGCAUUAAUGCUAAAUAAAUCUUCAACAAACAAACAUUUUUUACGGAGUGCAUGCAUGAAAUGGCGUGGGAUUUAUAGACCUUUGUCUCUAGUUUAAGUAUGUAUGAAUCGCAUUUUUGUUUGAUAUGGGAGACAAAUGUAAGUCUAUUCAGUUAUAGAAAUGCAUCUCAAACCUUUCUCGAAAAUACAGCUUUCUUACCGCGCAAAGCUUUAAGAAAUAGUAGAUUAUACAUCGAGUAUGCCGUAUAUCAAGCACAUUUUGACAACACAUUGUUUUAAACAUCGUGUUGUGAUUUCUGUGAUACUGCAUUUUCUUCGCGAUAUCAUGGAUUACUCACGCAUUACUCACGUAUUACAUGUGUUAAAACAAAUUGCUAAAAUAACAUUUAUUACAAGAUGGAAUAAAUUAUAGAGUGAAGGAUACGGGGGAAAAAAAGAUGAAUGUCACAAAAAGUAAGUUUGAGAAAAGUGAAUUUAACAGUUUGAAGACUCCUAGACUCGUUGUACUGGGUAGGUAGAUCUGACGGAGUACCAUAGAUUCCUUAUUAUAAGAAAUUUAAAAAAAGUUAAAUUAUGAAUAAAAACAUAUCUACUGAUAUACAAGGUAGCCCAAAGUGAAACCAGACCAAACAUUUUUUAAUGGAAAAUCCUUUUCAUUUUUGUAUUUUGAGAUUCUCCUGAUGAUUUUCUGUGUCAACGUCCAUGCCUGAAUUGAGGCUAGAAAUGAGCCUUUCGUCAUAUGCGGCACCCUGUAAAAUCUAAGGGUUGAUUAACCAGCAAAAUGCCUAUCCUAGGUUCUACAAUCUGUUCUAAUAUGAAAACUGCCUUAACAGAAAAUUUAUUACACAGGGUCUAAAACAUGAGAAAUUUUUCAACCUCAAUAGCUCAAACAAUUAUUUAUAAGUAAUUUUUCAAUUGGGACAGGAAAAAACAAUGAACCAAAAAAAUCUUUAUUCAAAAGAAUAUAGAACAAACAAAACAAAAUUAAUGAUAACUGCUUAAAAAUGAUUACUUAACGUUUAUUUCUCUCGUCGCAGAUUGGUGUAUGGCAAAUACUUUCGGUGAGGAUCAGUGAACGUUCAUCUUUUUUUAUACAUACAACGGCUGUGACAUCCAUCUUUUUUCUCUGCACGGCAAGUUUUCAAUUUCAAUUCAACUACGAACUGUCAUUGUUUUUGCGUCUUUUCGAUACCUCAUGCCUGUUCUAACUACAAAAUACCAAAUUUGUGACAUUCAUCUUUUUCUCCCUGUACCCUUCAAGUAUUCAAACAUCGAACGAUUAUACAGGAUAAUGUAAAUUAAAAUGGAUUUUCUGAUGUAGAUAUAAUAACCCAAUAAAAUUCAUUUGGCAGUACAACUAUGUGAUGAAGCGCCCUGUUACUUCUUUUUUCCAUAACCUCACAGCCUACAGUAAAUGCGAUUCAUGUAAAGUAGAUACACAGUUUUCAACGUCUGCCUUUUUUAUCUGUGUUCGCUGCUGAAAAAUGUUCUAAACCUCUGUCUUUUUCAACGUCGAGUGCUCUAAUCAUCACAGUUAUAUGGUGUAAGGUAUAAGUAUUUUUACUUUGAAGCAGUUUAUCCAUACAUGGUAUAAAAUACAGUAUCGUACGCGUAACAUAUUAUUGAUAGUUUCAUUGUGCAUUAUUUUAAAAAAAUAAAGCUUUUUGGUAUCCCUCAACGGUGAAAUACAAUAUUAAAUAUACUAUAUACUCUUUAUGAGCCUCUUGAUGCACGAUAUUGCCACCUGUUAAUGUUUAGGCCACCCUGUAUUUUGCUCCCAUGGUUUUUUGAGAAACUAUCAACACAAAAUGAAUGAAAGAAUUUUACACAUUUCUAUCAUUUUGUCUAAAAAUGCCCUAUAUACUUACAUAUAACUUCUUUUUUGUUACGAUGGAUAACUUAGCUUAAUGUUACUAUACAAUCUCAUGUUAGAUACAUAUUAGUAUCAUGACAAAUGGUCUGUUUCUGUGCGUUAAAAUUAUUGGAAGGAAUUGCUAUAUUUGCUCCCUAUACUUUGUGAACUAUCAGCCUUGUCCAUUUCUAUUGACUAUUGCUUUUGUAACAUAUUUUGUUUGUUUGUUCAAGAUAAACCAGAAUUAUAUACAUACAAAGCUUUCUUCCAAAUUAACAAGUUAUCUUUUUUCUUAAGUAUUUCCUGAUAUAAUCAAUUUAUGUUAUUUAUCUUCUAUAUUAGAUGUCUUCUAAAAAAACCUAUCGUUCCUCUAUCUGCUAAUCAAAUUUUCCCAGUUUUUUUUAGUAUAUGUAUAUUUUCGAGAGGGAUUAACAAAAUUGUAGAAAGCAUUAUUCUAUUAUAAUACCAAGAAAUAUAUCUCAUUAAAUGUAUCUGGGGAGUUCCGAUAAAAAUGGACAAAUCUGGAUUAAACGUUCUAAUCGAUAUAGUCGUCAUAUGUAUACACAUCUUUGUAAAUACUAUCUUUUCUUUUAAGUGUGAUGCGAGUGAUAUUGUUUUUAAACUUUUGAUAUUUAUAUAUUAGGUGUAACGCGAUUAUACUAAAUAUGGAAAUACCUCGAAUGCAAGUAAUGCCUAUAAAAUUCUUGAUAAUCUAGAAAUAACCAAUAAAACGUGUAGUACAACCAGUUGUAUCAUUGCAUUACUUAGCCCACGGUAAAAUACCUCAUGCUGGCCAUUUAUAUAAUCAACUUCAUCUUCAUAAGUAUACAAAAUUCGAUAACUUAUAUUUUUUGUAUGCCGCGGAUUAAUUUUAUAUUAUGACUAAUCUAGCUAGGAUAUAUUAUUACCAGUGAACUACCAAUGUUGAUAGAGAAAAGUUACCAUUUUAAAAUGUAAUAAUACUGCCAGUAAAGUAGUAUCUCUACCAUUUAACUACUAGGUUCAUGUAUUUUUUACUGUAUCAACUGUAACUACUAGUUUGUAGUCAGCAAAAAUGAUGAAAUAAAAGUUAUUUU